AAGUAAACGAUAGACGACAGAGAUCACUCAAGCGAUGAUUGCGACCUCAACUGACUUGUAAGUAAAUAUACAAUUAUUUCUUGAACUGUUAUUUUGCAUUGAACGAAUAGUCGUUGGAUUCUCUUUCAUUUGGUUUCUCGUUUUACUUGCAAUGGAAGGGAAAGGGUUGUUGAAAAAAAAACUAGAUAUGUGUGAUUUUACUGUUGGGGCGAUUACAUGGAUACAAAAGCUGUGUUGAGAAUGAAAGGAAGGCAUUGUUAGAGCUCAAGAAAUACAUAUUCUCAAUUACUAAAGAAGAGAAGUCCGGCUCUGUGGACAGAUGACACAAAGAGCGAUUGUUGCCUGUGGGAGGGUGUUGUGUGCAACCAAACAAGCCUACGGAUGACCAAGAUUGCCUUUGGUACGCUGGACAUCAAAAAUAAUUCUCUCCUAAAUCUUUCUUUGAUGCAUCCCUUCGAAGAUGUACGAUGUCUCAACUUAUCCAAGUCUAGAUUCAGCUUCUUAGACCGAGAGGAGGACAGAGGAUGGCAUGAACAGAAAGACAACCAAUUUGCUGGCUUGUUUGUUGUUGAAGGUUAUAAAAGCUUAGGGAGAUUAAGAAACCUUGAGAUUCUGGAUUUCACUUCGAAUAAAUUCAACAAGAGCAUCUUUCCCUAUCUCAGUUCUGCUACAUCACUUACAACUCUUUUUCUUCGGGAUAACCACAUGGAUGGCCCUUUUCCUGCUAAAGAACUUCGAGAUUUGAUAAACUUGGAACUGCUUGACCUGAGUAGAAACAGAUUCAACGGCACCAUACCAGUAAAAGAGUUAUCUGCCCGGUGGAACCUGAAAGCUCUGGAUCUAAGUGACAAUAAAUUUACGGGCUCAAUGGAAUUGCAAGGGAUUUGCAACCUAAAGAAUAUGGAAGAGCUUGACUUAAGUCGACACAAACUUUUUGGCCAGUUUCCCUCAUGCUUAACUAGCUUGAGUGGACUUAGAGUUCUUGAUCUCUCAUCCAACCAAAUGACUGGGAAGCUACCCUCUGCUCUCAGUAACCUUGAAUCGCUUGAGUACUUAUCCUUGUUUGAUAACAACUUUGAAGGCUUCUUCUCACUUGGUUCGCUUGCAAACCUCUCAGAGCUUAGGGUCUUAAAACUUGGUUCAAAAUCAAACUCACUUCAAGUAGAGUCUGAAGGUUCUUGGAAGCCAAAAUUUCAGUUAAAAGCUAUUCUACUAGGAUCUUGCAACUUGAACAAGGUUCCUCAUUUUCUCCUAUAUCAGAAAGGUUUGCAUCAAGUUGAUCUCUCUGACAAUAAAAUAUCUGGAAAUUUCCCUUCUUGGCUAAUGGAGAACAAUACAGAACUCAAAGUUUUGCGUCUACAAAAUAAUUAUCUCACGAGCUUUCAGCUACCAAAACAUACUCAUGGGCUGACUUUCCUGGACGUGUCAAUGAAUGAGUUCAAUCAUAUGUUUCCUUUUCCUGAGAACAUUGGGUGGAUACUUCCUCAAUUGGUUUCUAUGAAUAUAUCUGGUAACGGCUUUCAAGGAAACUUGCCAUUUUCUUUGGGCAACAUGAAAGAUAAUUCAUAUGUGGAUCUAUCUCACGACAGUUUCGAGGGGAAGAUACCUAGAGACUUUUUGAAGGGUUGUUAUUCCAUGCAAAUUUUGACGUUGUCACACAAUACACUAAGUGGAGAGGUUUUUCCGGAAGGAGAAGUACCCUAUUCUAAUAUAUCUGACUUGUUGCUGGACAACAAUCAUUUUAGAAAGAUUGGACAAGGAUUGCGUAGCUUGGAAUCCUUGGUAAUUCUUGACAUUUCGAACAACAGUCUAACGGUUGUUAUUCCAAGCUGGAUUGGUGAACUUCCAUCUUUAGUCGCUCUACUACUUUCGAACAAUAUGUUAGAAGGUGAGAUACCUAUGUCGUUGUUCAACAAAUCCAAUCUUUGGCUACUGGACCUUUCUGCAAACAUUUUAUCUGGGGGAAUACCUCCACAUAUUGAAUCAUCACUGACGUGGGUAUUACUUCUACAAGAUAAUAAUUUAUGAGGGACUAUUCCAGACACACUGCUAAUGAACGUCUAUGUACUUGAUCUGAGAAAUAACAUGUUGUCUGGAAAUAUUCCUGAGUUCAUCAACACUCAGAGCAUCAACAUUAUUCUUCUGCGGGGGAAUAAUUUAACAGGUCCUAUUCCUCGACAGUUGUGUGACCUAAGAAACAUCCACCUUCUGGAUCUUGCCAACAACAAGUUGAAUGGAUCCAUACCUGCAUGCCUUAGCAAUACAUCAUUUGGUUUGGGAUCAGAGGAGGAUGCAUUUUCCUCUUUUGAUUUUAGCUUCGGUGUAAGUUCUAGUAGUUUCCAGGCUGGUUAUGAUCUGGAACAAGAUUCCACUUCCACAAAAGGUGCUGGUAGAUAUUUCAGUUCCUUUCUUGUGCUAGAUCCGUUUAAUGCAGGCUUCUUGGCAAGAUCUACCCGGACCAAGAUUGAAUUUGAAAUAAAACACCGAUAUGAUUCCUACAUAGGUGAAAAUCUCCAGUUAUUGUUUGGAAUGGAUCUUUCUAAAAAUGAGCUGAGUGGUGAGAUCCCAGUAGAGCUCGGAGCUCUUAUGGAAUUACAAGCUCUCAAUCUCUCUCACAACAAGCUAUCAGGAGUGAUACCAGAAAGCUUUCAAGGUCUGAAGAAUGUGGAAAGCCUUGAUCUCUCCUCUAACUGGUUACAAGGUCGGAUCCCUCCGCAACUAGCAGAGCUGAGCAGCCUGGCGGUCUUUAAUGUCUCGUUCAACAAUUUAUCUGGAGUCAUUCCACAAGGAAGACAGUUUAACACCUUUGACUCACAAAGCUUUUUAGGUAAUCCUUUUCUAUGUGGACAACAAACCAACACAAGCUGCGGAGGUAACUCAAUCCACUCCCCAGAUAAUGUUGUGAAAGACGAAGAAGGCACAAUCGACAUGGAGUCUUUCUACUGGAGUUUUGCUGCAGCCUAUGUGACCAUACUUGUUGGGUUAUUCACGUCUCUCUCUUUUAAUUCUCCUUGGAGCAGAUUUUGGUUCUAUAAGGUUGAAGUUUCCAUCCACAAGGUGAGAAAUUUGUUGUGUUAAACCAUUAGUGUCGUUCCAAUAUGUCUAUGUUCUUCACAAAGAACCCCUCCAGGUUUUGUUGUGUAAAACGAACCAGAAAAUAAAAACUUCGUGUUUGGUUCCUAUAAUCCUAUGUAUUGUGACUACUGAUAUUUACUUAUAUUUAUGAAACCAUUAU
This is a messenger RNA of Brassica napus (rape), 3235 nucleotides long. Its product is annotated as receptor-like protein 15. NCBI's taxonomy places the organism in Eukaryota, Viridiplantae, Streptophyta, Magnoliopsida, Brassicales, Brassicaceae. Gene Ontology annotation, molecular function: protein binding. The record is from RefSeq and is a predicted model, not a curated record. The transcript has 7 exons.